Messenger RNA from Aspergillus affinis, 2088 nucleotides. RefSeq names its product protein kinase IKS1. The record is from RefSeq and is a predicted model, not a curated record. Bases 1 to 2088 code for a protein of 695 amino acids. Gene Ontology annotation, molecular function: protein kinase activity; ATP binding. NCBI's taxonomy places the organism in Eukaryota, Fungi, Ascomycota, Eurotiomycetes, Eurotiales, Aspergillaceae. The transcript is spliced from 2 exons. Gene Ontology annotation, biological process: protein phosphorylation.
AUGGCGGACGACCGAAUGUCCAUGAUUCCCUAUGGAUCGUCCAACCUUGACGUCGUACUACGCCACAAUGAUUCCGUUGUGGUCUUCGAUCGAGACUCUCGACAACUAGCCCUCAGGAAUGCCGCCGACAGCGAUGGCGGCCUUGAGUUCACCGAUUGUCCAUAUUGUCAUCGGCCACUGCGGGAGGACGGCGCGGGACAAGAGAGCCCUCAUGCCAGCCCGAAUGGCGCCCCUGAGUUCGUCAAUCCGGAGUACUUUCGCAUGCUUCAUAAUAGUCUACCUAGCUCUGCGAGUUCUUCACACCCACCCUCCCCACGUCGUCGUCUCGCUCAGCCCGCUCUUCCCGGCGGCCCAACUAGCGAUCCGGGUACCACGCGCGGUGCGCCUUCUAAAGAAGGGAUAUCGUCCGCGGCAUUUACACCGGAUUAUUUCAAGAAAUUCUUCGUCGAAGAAACUGUCCUGGGCAAGGGCGGGAAGGGUGUGGUAUUGCUGGUGAAACACGUAUUAGACGGGGUCUCGCUUGGUUAUUAUGCUUGCAAGCGGGUGCCCGUGGGAGAUGAUCAUGGGUGGCUUGAGAAGGUGCUGGGCGAAGUGCAACUGUUGCAGCAUCUAUCACAGCAGAAUCUUGUUUCCUACCGUCACGUCUGGCUUGAGGAUGCGAAGAUCAGCACAUUCGGACCCAGCGUUCCAUGUGCGUUCAUCCUCCAACAGUAUUGUAAUGCUGGAGAUCUGCACAACUACAUUUGUGGCUCGGUUCAAACUUCUACAACGGCGCAGCAGUUGAAGGAACGUCUCAGGAGGAAAUCCAAAGGGGAGCCCCUGCCUCAAUCCGAGCUGGCAGAGCCUCGUAAACUACACUUUGACGAAAUCUAUUCAUUUUUCAAAGACAUAACGUCGGGGCUUCGGUACCUUCAUGCCAAUGGCUACAUCCAUCGGGAUCUCAAGCCCAACAACUGUCUACUUCAUCAAACCAGCGAUGGGAUCCGUGUGCUGGUUAGUGAUUUCGGGGAGGUUCAAUCUCAAGAUUCGAUGCGUGGGUCGACCGGGGCUACUGGCACUGUAUCGUAUUGCGCCCCCGAAGUUCUACGACGAGAGUACCCGGGAGGUCCGUUUGGCAAUUUCACCUUUAAAUCCGACAUCUUCUCUCUGGGAAUGAUCCUCUAUUUCCUAUGCUUCGCCCAGCUACCAUAUGCCAAUGCGGACCUAAUCAAUGAAGAGAAGGAGGACCUCGACCGCCUGCGAGAAGAAAUCAGCCACUGGGGUGGGUUUGAUUAUGCACGCAGGAUGCGACCUGAAUUGCCCGAGCAAUUGUAUACCUUCUUAGAGCGCUUGUUGUCUGUUGAUCCUAACAGACGACCAUCCGCGGACGAGGUUUUAAGCGGCCUGCAGGUUGGAGCUAACGCCAAUGAUAAUAUGAGAUCCAGAAGAGGCAGCUCCUCCUCAUCGAGUCCUGAGACUCAUGCGGGCUCAAGGAUUCAUCCGAUAGAUAGUCCGGCCCCUCCUACCUUCCCUCGGCCGUCCGUCACCCCUAAAAAGCCCUUUUCACGGAGUCCGGCAGCUGUGCGCCAAAAUCCUCAAUACGACGCGAGCACCGAUGACCUCUCCGUUAAUGUCGAAGAUAUGGCCCACGAAGUUGAUAGGCGAUUAUCUUUCAGCCCCGAAAGGGACAUGAUGCUUCGGUCUAGGUAUUCGGGGACUUCCUCUCUUUCGCCACCUGGCCAAAACGAACCCCAUGAGCAAAUCCAUCAAACUAAUGAGCCUUCUUUACGACCUUUACUACCUCCUCCUCCAAGCAGAUUCUCUCUGGUCAGGUUUCUUCCUCCUAUGCCAGACGCACUUUUGGAUUGGCAGCUGCCGUUUGGGGCAAUUCAACUCGGCAUAUUUCUCGUCGAGGUCGUGUCUGUUUUCCAACCGUGCAUUCCACUCGCUGUCAACCCUUGGGUUCUUUAUCCUUUACUUUUACUGGCGGCGUUGAAUUUGCGGACGCAAAGUUUUAUUAUGCAGCUGCUUGUCGUUCUAUUGCAUCUCAUUGUGGUCAGCCUUAGCAUGCGUUUAGGGAAGUUAUGUAUUUGGCACUCCCCGAGGUGA